CUUUAACACGCAAGAAGUAUGAUUAACCAGAACUCUUCCUUCAUGCUCGCGCUAUAAAUAUCGCGCUCGUCCAACUCCCUCCCAAGCUCAAUCCUUUAAGUUUCAGCAACCUUCAGGUUAAGGUUGGAGCAGAAGAAUGAGGUUGGUGGUGGUGGGAUUGUGGUGCUUGAUCUUGGGGUUGAUCUUGAAUCCAACCCAGUUUUGCGAUGCCGGAGUGACCAGUAGCUAUGUGAGGAAGAGUCUAUCGGCUUUCCCCAAUGCUCAGGAUGUUGAUAUGCCAUGGGAUAGCGAUGUCUUUGCAAUCCCCUCUGGUUACAAUGCCGCCCAACAGGUUCAUAUUACUCAAGGAGAUUAUGAAGGGAGGGGUGUGAUAAUCUCUUGGACCACACCUUAUGAUAAAACUGGGGCGAAUACAGUGUAUUAUUGGACUGAGAAUACCAAAGCUCAACAGAAGCGCGCUAUGGGCAAGGUUGUGAGAUACAAGUACUACAACUACACCUCGGCUUUUAUUCAUCAUUGCACCAUCAAGGAUUUGGAGUAUGAUACGAAAUACUAUUACAGAGUAGGAUUUGGGGACGCGAAACGCCAGUUCUGGUUUGUUACUCCUCCCAAACCUGGACCUGAUGUGCCAUAUACAUUUGGUCUGAUAGGGGAUAUUGGUCAGACUCAUGAUUCCAACACCACAUUGACACAUUAUGAGCAGAACCCGGCAAAAGGACAGGCAGUGUUGUUCGUUGGAGACCUCUCGUAUGCAGAUAGGUGGCCGAAUCAUGACAACAACCGGUGGGAUACGUGGGGAAGGUUUUCAGAGCGAAGCGCUGCGUAUCAGCCUUGGAUUUGGACUGCAGGAAAUCACGAGAUUGAUUAUGCUCCUGAAAUUGGUGAGUACCAACCAUUCAUACCUUUUACAAAACGGUAUCCUACACCACACGAAGCAUCGGGGAGCGGUGAUCCACUUUGGUACUCCAUAAAACGAGCUUCUGCACAUAUCAUUGUCCUGUCUUCUUACUCGGGCUUCGCUAAAUACUCUCCACAGUAUAAAUGGUUUACGAGUGAACUACAAAAAGUUAACAGGAGCGAGACGCCUUGGCUCAUUGUGCUGGUGCACGCUCCAUUAUACAAUAGCUAUGAAGCUCACUACUUGGAAGGGGAAGGCAUGCGUGCGAUAUUUGAGCCCUAUUUCGUCUAUUACAAAGUGGAUGUCGUGUUUUCUGGACAUGUUCACUCCUACGAACGAUCUGAACGCGUAUCGAAUGUUGCAUACAACAUUGUGAAUGCAAAGUGCACGCCUGUGAGGGAUGAAUCAGCCCCGGUUUACAUUACCAUAGGCGACGGGGGAAAUUCAGAAGGAUUAGCCUCGGAGAUGACACAGCCACAGCCAAGCUACUCUGCGUUUCGCGAGGCGAGCUUUGGGCAUGGCAUAUUCGACAUAAAGAACAGAACCCAUGCCUAUUUCUCGUGGCAUCGCAACCAAGAUGGGGCCUCGGUUGAGGCUGAUUCCGUGUGGCUUCUUAACCGGUACUGGGCGUCCAAGGAUGCAUCAUCUGUGUCUGCAAUGUGAAACCAUUCAUGAACUUUGAUGUUGUUUGUGUUGGUUAAUGUAUGUAUGGUUCUUGUUGGUUGGUUGGUUGUAUUGAUCUUCUUCUGUAGCUCUGUGGAGAAGCUUUGUGUUCCAUUAGAGAAUAAAGGGAUCUUAGCAACUGCUGUAGAAUCUGUAGUUCCUAUUAAUAAACUUGCAAUUAUGUAUUAUUACACAA
Ipomoea nil (Japanese morning glory) is the source of this 1757-nucleotide messenger RNA. Its product is annotated as purple acid phosphatase 1. The record is from RefSeq and is a predicted model, not a curated record. Lineage: Eukaryota; Viridiplantae; Streptophyta; Magnoliopsida; Solanales; Convolvulaceae. The transcript is spliced from 9 exons. Gene Ontology annotation, molecular function: acid phosphatase activity; metal ion binding. The coding region runs from base 137 to 1561 and encodes 474 amino acids.